This is a messenger RNA of Dermatophagoides farinae (American house dust mite), 1785 nucleotides long. It is a transcript of the gene Pka-R1, whose product is annotated as protein kinase, cAMP-dependent, regulatory subunit type 1. Gene Ontology annotation, cellular component: cAMP-dependent protein kinase complex; cytosol. Lineage: Eukaryota; Metazoa; Arthropoda; Arachnida; Sarcoptiformes; Pyroglyphidae. The record is from RefSeq and is a predicted model, not a curated record. Gene Ontology annotation, molecular function: cAMP binding; protein kinase A catalytic subunit binding; cAMP-dependent protein kinase inhibitor activity. Gene Ontology annotation, biological process: negative regulation of cAMP-dependent protein kinase activity.
UGUUUAUAUGCAGUGCUCACCACAAUACAAGCAUUGACGACAAAAGACCUCUGUUUGACUUUUGAUCGCUGUCUCCCAGUUUGUUUGUUUGUUUGUUUAUCUGUAUCCAUUCAUCAAUCCCCAUAUAUCCACAUACAUCUUUUUACCACUGUAUCACUCCAUCUUUUCAUCAAAUUCUGGUUUAUCUGUGUGCGUGUGUGUGUGUGUGCUGGUCAUGGAACUUUAAAUGUGUUGGCCACUUUUAAUCACUACACUGUUAAUCACAAUCGACACUCGACUUGAACGUGAAUCUCGGUGAAUCUUGGUGCAUGUUUCCAGAAGAAUUUUUGUGAAACUAAAUUCCAUUGGUGGGUGUGUCUGUGCGAGUGUGUGUGUGUGUAAGUGUGUUGGACACUUUGAGACGCGAUGGCCACGAGCAACAACAACGGCGGUGAGGCUGACGAACAACAAUCGUUGCGUGAAUGCGAAGCCUACGUGCAGCGACACAACAUCCAGCAAAUACUCAAGGAUUGCAUCGUCCAGCUUUGCGUUAGUCGGCCCGAGAAUCCGAUCACAUUCUUGAAGGAGUAUUUUGCCUCCCUCGAACGAGAAAAUCAAAUCAACUUGCAACAUCAAAGAGCGCCAAUGUCGCCCGACACUGAACGAGAUGAGGAUCUAUCUCCGUUGCCAACGAUAACUACGCGAACUCGUCGUGGCGGCGUUUCCGCCGAAACCUACAGCGAAGAGGAUGCGACCAAUUAUGUGAAAAAGGUCGUGCCAAAAGACGAUAAAACAAUGGCUUCCUUGUCAAAGACGGUGGAAAAAAACGUGCUCUUCCAGCACUUGGACGGCAACCAGCGAACCGAUGUGUUCAAUGCAAUGUUCCCGGUGCAUCAUAAAGCGGGCGAAUACAUCAUGCGACAAGGUGAUGAAGGCGACAACUUUUACAUCAUUGACGAAGGCACCGUCGAGGUGUACGUCAACGAUCAGUUGGUGACCACCGUAUCGGAAGGCGGCAGUUUUGGCGAACUAGCCCUUAUCUAUGGAACACCCCGUGCUGCCACAAUCCAGGCCAAAACCGACGUGAAACUGUGGGCCAUUGAUCGCGACACGUACAGACGCAUUCUGAUGGGUCAAUUUAUCAAAAAACGCAAAAUGUAUGAAGAAUUCCUUUCCAAGGUCAAAAUUCUGGAGAGCCUCGACUACUACGAAAGGUUGACCGUGGCCGACGCUUUGACACCGGUGGAAUUUGCCGACGGCGACAUUAUCACCAAACAAGGCGAAACCGGUGAUGAAUUCUACAUCAUUGAAGAGGGAACGGCCGUCGUGUUGCAACGGCGAUCGCCUGACGCUCCAGAGGAGGAAGUGGGAAGACUGGGCCGAUCAGAUUACUUUGGCGAAAUUGCUCUCAUCUUUAACCGACCUCGUGCGGCAACGGUCAAAGCACAGGGCCCGUUGAAAUGUUUGAAACUGGACCGCGAUUGCUUCGAGCGACUACUUGGCCCAUGUGUCGACAUCCUGAAACGCAACCUGGAAAACUACAAUUCGCUCAUCUCGUUGUCUGUAUAACGUACAUUGGCAAUUCUUGUAUCAUAUUUCAACACACGGAAUAUUCUUAUACCAAUGUCACACACUAUCUGUAGUCCCAACAACACUGCUAUUUCGCACACAGACACACAUACACACACACACAACCAACACUCACAUACAACUCGGUGACAUUGGAGUGUAAACUAACCAAUGACUAAUUGAAUAAUUGAAUAAUUGAAUUAAAUCGAAUUAAAUUAAAUUAAAUGAUUAAAUGAU